Messenger RNA from Xenopus laevis (African clawed frog), 4866 nucleotides. RefSeq names its product WW and C2 domain containing 1 S homeolog (gene wwc1.S). The record is from RefSeq and is a predicted model, not a curated record. The transcript is spliced from 23 exons. NCBI's taxonomy places the organism in Eukaryota, Metazoa, Chordata, Amphibia, Anura, Pipidae. Gene Ontology annotation, cellular component: cytoplasm. Gene Ontology annotation, biological process: regulation of hippo signaling; regulation of DNA-templated transcription; cell migration. Bases 889 to 4215 code for a protein of 1108 amino acids. Gene Ontology annotation, molecular function: kinase binding; molecular adaptor activity.
AGUAGGACUUGUCAGCACAAAGUAGGAGCAGAUGGCAGGAGAAUGAAUGGAAGCAGGCGGGGACCUGUCAGGACAAAGUAAGAGAAGCUCGGAACAAUGUUAGCUGCAGCGGGGCAGGUGUGAUCGUGACAGGGAUUUCUUAGCGAUACGCUGAUUUGUAAGGGGGAACUAGGAGAUCUCCAUACAGAUGAACUAAAGUAUGUGAGCUCUGCAUCGCGCAAGCUAUCAGUCACGUGCUCCCAGCCCUGCCUGGCAUUCUCUCUCCAGUGCUCGUCUAUUACCUGGAAUACAGUAAUCACCUGGAUGACGUUAUUACUGUAGUUUCAGAAAGAUCGGAGCCCGAAAGCCGACAAGGAAGAACACGAGUCAGGAGCGAAGACCCCCGAAUUGGAUAACAGGUUGGAAUAAGCUCGGGCCAGCCGGAAGUGGUGCAGCACAUAGUGACCCGCUGCACCUCAGUAAAGGAUCAUGUUGUGGCUGCUCGUGGAGGAAGGCGGAGCGUUUGGGAAAACAUUGUCAGCUGGUUUGUGUGUGGAGCCCUGAACUGCUGGGGAGUCGGUACAUGUAGGGGGGGACCCACGUGAGCAGAGUUGGUCUCGGGCUGCCUGGGAGUGGGGGGAUCCCCCCUGGGUAUUUGACGGAAUAGACGUGUCCCUGAUCAUCACUGGGAUUGUCUCUGCUGAUUGGGGAAACUUCAGUCGAUGCCGGUACUUAUGAUGCUCCCUCAUUGCUUUGGCUCAGGUGUGUUUCUUACAUGCCUCUACUCAGCGUCUGGACUUUAGCCUUUCAACCCAUUGGCCCGUCUCCUACAUUUACACCUCCCUAUCCACGGAUUUAGAACCACCCCACCCUUGGGCAGCUUUAUGGGGGACUGUACCAUUUGUGGAGAUGAUAAGGAAGGAGCUCCCUCUGCCAGAUGGCUGGGAAGAAGCGCACGAUGUGGACGGUAAAGUCUAUUACAUUGACCACGCCAGCAAGACUACCAGCUGGAUAGAUCCCAGAGACAGGUUUACAAAGCCAUUAACCUUUGCUGACUGCAUCGGCGAUGAAUUACCAUUGGGUUGGGAAGAAUGCUACGACCCCCAAGUGGGUGUGUAUUACAUUGACCAUAACAGCCAAACCACACAGAUAGAGGACCCAAGGGUGCAAUGGAGAAGAGAGCAAGAGCGCAUGCUGAAGGAUUAUCUGGUGCUCGCUCAAGAGGCUUUACUCGCACAGAAGGAAAUUUACCAAGUCAAACAGCAGAGGCUUGAAUUAGCACAAAAGGAAUACAGGACUCUGAAUGAUGUCUGGAAGCAUAAAGUGGGAUCUCAGACAAGCUUGGUUUCUGGCUCCUCUUCAAGUUCCAAAUAUGAUCCAGAUAUUCUCAAAGCUGAAAUUGCAACAACAAAAUCCAGGGUGAAAAAACUGAAGAGAGAAACGGUCUUUCUGCGACAAGAACUCCAGUAUAAAGAAAAUGGCUACCAAACCCUCAAAGAGAUUGAUUUGAAAAUGUCAGGAAACCAUUGUGCCUAUAAACUUGACGAAGCCCAAGCCAUACUGAAUGAGAUGAAAGCCAUCAAAAAGGCUAUAACUUCUGGCGAACGAGAGAAACAAGACCUAAUUCAGAGUCUUGCGGAAUUGAAAAAUGGCUUCCUCAUUGACAAGGGAUCCCAAUCCGACCUUUGGGCCAGCGAUACUUCUUUAGCAUCUUCAGCUAAUUCUCUGCCCAGGCAUUAUCUCAAUGUCAGUUCUCAAACGGAUAUUUCAGGACACCUUUCUGUGGUCAGUAAUAACCAUUUGGCUGAGAAGGUCAGGUUACAACUUCGAUAUGAAGAGGCAAAGAGGAGGAUAGCAAAUAUAAAGAUCCAGUUGUCUAAGAUCGACACAGACGCAUGGCCGGGAGUCCUGGACUCUGAAAGAGACCGCCUCAUACUAAUCAGCGAGAAAGAAGAGCUGCUGAAAGAGAUGCGCUUUAUCAGCCCGCGUAAGUGGAGUCAGAGCGAGGUGGAGCGAUUAGAAAGCGAAAAGAAUCGGCUAGAGGAAGACUUACAGGCGGUCAGGGACACACAAAGCAAAGCACUAACAGAGAGGCUGAAGAUGAGUAGUAAAAGAAACCAGCUAGUCAAAGAGCUAGAAGAGACGACAAGGUUAAUUGCAUCACUGCAAGCACAACUCAAGUGUCUUUCGACCAGCAUGCAGUCCCUUUCCUCAGGCAGCAGCCCUGGAUCUCUAGCUUCUAGUAGAGGAUCUCUAGCAACUUCCAGUCAGGACUCAUCGACAUCCACCAGUGUUUCUGACCUUUACUACGAACAGCUGGACCAUUUUGAUUCCGUAUACCAGAACAAAGUGGACUUCUUUAUUCAGGAAGGAGCAAUAGGUUAUAGACCAUCUGGGUGCAUCACAACCAUUCAUGAAAAUGAGGUGGUAAGGCCUCGGAAGCCUGAUCCGGCAAAUCGCGUGCAAGCACUGAGGUCUCUCUCUGGGACACCUAAGUCAAUGACAUCAUUAUCGCCGAGGUCAUCUCUAUCCUCACCAUCUCCUCCUUGUUCACCUCUUGUAACAGAUCCACUGUUAACAGUAGAUGCUUUUCUGAGUCAAAUUGAUUUUGAAGAUAUUGACCUGCCACUGAGCUUUACUGAACGUGAUGUUAAUGCUGGCAGGGAUGGCUACCAACACCAAACAGAUGGAAAACCUUCAGGACAAGGUUUAAACUGCUUGGGAGAGUCCAGUCUGAAUGUGGCUAGAGUGUCAGCUGCUGUGUCCGAUGAAUCUGUAACCGGGGACAGUGGAGUCUAUGAGGCAACAAACCAGAGAACAUUGAUAGAAAAUGCAGUGUUUGAUGGUGAAGACUCAGAGACAAUGGAUACUGCCAAGAUCAAAAUACGGAUGAAGUAUGAUGAGAAAAACAAGCAGUUUGUUGUAUUUGUUAUUCAGCUGGACAACUCUGCAGCUUUAUUACUGGAUCAGGAUGAAAAACUGUACAUCCGUGUAGCAGUUCUUCCCUGUUCCGAAAGCACAAGUUGUUUGUUCCGGACAAGAGCCCUGGAGCAGUCUGACACUCUCUUGUAUAAUGAGAUGUUUUUGGUUGCUACGUCCCAUACUGAUUUGCGCCAGAAGACCUUGAGAGUAGAUGUGUGCACGAGACAAAACAACCAUCAUGAAGAAUGCCUGGGUGGUUCACAGAUAAGCUUGGCUGAUGUCUGCCAUUCUGAAGGACAAGAAGCCCAUUGGUACAACCUUUUAAGUUACCGAUAUCUGAAGAGGCAAUCCAAAAUAAGCAAGCAGAAGAUGAGUUCUUCUGAAGAAAGCGGCAUUGGAAAUCCAGAGUCGGUGAGUGCCCUCCUAAAACAGACGGCUGCUGAGUUAGAGGCUGUCAGGAAGCAGAUUGGAGAAAGCACAGAAGCACCGGAGUACAACUGGCCAGAAAAAAAAGAUAAUGUCCCAGAUCAAGAUGGCUUUGGUGAAAAUGAAGGAGAGGAAGAAUUUGACGAAGAAGUACAAUGUGAAACAGAAGAAUCAGACAAACAGGCAGCUACAGAUUCUGACUUUGUAAAGGUGGACAAAGAGACGAACACAGAAGGCCUCGCUCUGCCCUCCUCUUCCGUUCGCCCGAAAGACAAAAGAGCAGCCAAUCCAAUGCAGGCGCCAUUCAUAAGAGGCAGCACAAUUAUACGUUCCAAGACAUUCUCUCCGGGACCACAAAGCCAGUAUAUUUGCCGGCUGAAUCGCAGUGAUAGUGACAGCUCAACUCUAUCUAAAAAGCCCCCUUUUGUCAGGAGUGCAGUGGAGAGACGCAGCGUGAGAGUCAAACGGCCACCUGUGAAGUCCAGCGGCUCAGAGCGACUAAUUCGUACAUCUCUCGAUCUCGAGUUAGAUCUGCAAGCUUCAAGGAUGUGGAACCAUCAGCUGACGCAAGAGAUUUCUGUACUAAGGGAACUGAAAGAACAGUUAGAGCAAGCAAAGCGCCUGGGUGAGAAUGAGCUACCUCAGCGGGUGAAGGAUGAUGACACGUUUAAGCUACUGCUUAGACAAGUGGAGAAACAGGUACAUAAGAUCGAGCAGAAAUAUGAGAUGCAGGCAGAUAAGAUGAUGAGAGCAGCAGCAAAGGAUGUGCACAGGUUACGAGGGCAGAGCAGCAAGGAGCCUUUGGAGGUGCAGUCAUUCAGAGAGAAGAUGGCAUUUUUCACUCGGCCAAGAAUGAACCUUCCUACACUCACAGCAGAUGAUGUUUAAUAAUCACCAUAAAGUAUUUUAUAUAUAUUUUUUUCUGUUCUGAGCACCACGGCAAAGGAAAGUGCCGCCUGGUGCAGCUGAAAUUGUGUGGUGUAAUGAAGGUACAGAGUUCCCUGUCACUUACAAUUUAGGUACGACAACAUAAGUGGAUGUUUUUAUUUUUUUUUCAUCAUUAUUACAAAAUCAGCAUUCCAAGUUUGUAUAGCUUGUAUAUUUAGCGCCUUAUUUUCAGAGAAAGAGAAUCAGAUGUUGUUGUGUGUGCGCAAAGUAUAACUUUUGUACAGUCCGCUGCAGAGGUUUUUGAUGCAAUAAAAUUAAAUUAAAAGAGACUUAGUUCAUACGUAUAUUGUGCGCUAUAUUAGUCACACAAAUUUUUGGCCAUUGACUAUUUUGUAUCGGAUGUUUUAGCAAAUGCGUUCUAGAUCAUAAGUGUUAAAUAGACAUUUUUAUGAUAUAAUACAGUUGAAAAUAUAUUUUGAAAUGCACUUACCACAUUGUGGCCCCCUUCCCCCAUGGAAAGACGUAUGAAGAAAAAAAAAAUAAUCGGAGUUACCAGUUUCUUAAAUUGGUCUAAAAUAUUAAUGUGAUGAACGUUUUAACGGUGCAUAGCUGCAGUCAAAUGGAAUUUUCAUAAUAAAAGCCUAUUUUCAA